AAUUGUCCACAGUGAAGUGACACUUCUCCUCGCCUUCUCUACCCAAGCACAACCUCAACAGCCAACACCAUGUGUGGAAGCUACUACGGAAACUCUUAUGGAGGCUGCGGCUAUGGAGGCUGCGGCUAUGGAGGCUGCGGCUAUGGAGGCUGUGGCUACAGAGGCUGUGGCUAUGGAGGCUGUAGCUACGGAGGCUGUGGCUAUGGAGGCUGUGGCUAUGGAGGCCUGGGCUGUGGCUAUGGCUCCUACUAUGGCUGUGGCUUUCGCAGACUAGGCUGUGGCUAUGGCUUUGGUUCUGGCUGUGGCUAUUACUACUGAGAACACCAUGAGAAAUUCACCCUCUGAACCAUCACUUAAUGAUUCAGCAGUUCUGAACCACACAAAUUUUCUGCCUCACCCCUAAGUGAUGUUUUUUCUACACUACCCUGUAAACUUCUGACAUGAUUUGCUAAAAGUCUGAUAUCUGGAACUGAUGUCACUUAAUGUCUGGAAGAAUAUAAAACUCAACCUGUGAAUUCAUAUUGCAACAAGAUGACGUUGCUAUAGUGCUUGUUUUUGUAAUUUUAUGCUAAAUUUGCUUCUCUGUUUUCCUAAUAAAUUUUGAAUUUCCUCAUAAA
Felis catus (domestic cat) is the source of this 617-nucleotide messenger RNA. RefSeq names its product keratin-associated protein 6-3-like. The record is from RefSeq and is a predicted model, not a curated record. Lineage: Eukaryota; Metazoa; Chordata; Mammalia; Carnivora; Felidae. The coding region runs from base 70 to 318 and encodes 82 amino acids. The transcript has a single exon.